AUGCCCACUGAUAGAGAGCAGGUGCUGUCAAGUGUCAAAGCAAGAGCACGACUAGAGGGUGAGCUAGAGGUCACUUCUCAAGAAUCUGGAACCAAACCAUUGACCUUCACAUUUGUACCGACCAUUGGAAAACUUCCAACUCAUUUUGAGGUUGUGGACAUCUCUAAGUUCCUUGUGACAAUUCCAGAGGAUCCACAGGAUCUGAGCAACCAAAAAAUAGUAAAUAAGUCUGACACAGUCUCUGAUGAGCUGGUUGUAAAGAGUGGGGCCAGACAAGACUGCGUGUCCACUGUCUGUACAGACAGCACCCGAACAGCUUUCCAGUCCCUGGGGUGUAAUUCAAGCAAAGGAGAAAUGCAGGAGAAUGACCUUUUCAAGGCUGAGUUUAUCCUGAUUACGGACUCCGGUGAUGAAGAUGAAGUCUCUGCAACCUCAAACAACGUUCAUCAGCCUUWCAAUGGCUACAGUCCCAUCAGUGCUCAGCUGCUGACCACAUCCCAUGUUUCCCCUGGCACUGGRACAGGGAAACCUCCUGGCGAUGGGCACCUUGCAGGGGCUGCUCUUCCCCACAKCACUACUGAUCCACAGAAACCUCAGUUAAUUUCUGCUCUUUCCACCUCUGAUCAUCUUUCCUCUAAACCACCUGCUGUCCACUUAAUUUCUCCAAUUAAUCAGAAAGUAGUGUGUGGUGCCAUGGUUAACAUGAAUCAAGCCUCUUCACUGGAAGAUUCCUGUAACAACUGGCAGUCAGCAACCGGGUUUUCUAAGCAAGACUCAUCUCUUUACUUUCAGACUGCUUCUCAUAGUUCACCUCUUUCAAUGUCUAAGAUAUCCUCCUCUGCAUCAAAGAGUUGGUACUCCUCUCCUCGACUGUCUGAUAACCUACAAACACCAAGUCUCCAUACUCCUGGCUGUGUUUGCAAAAUGGGAGAUUUCACCACAUCCUCUGCUCCAGCAAGGAGUCCAAGUCUUUCCCCUAAUCCUCCAUGUUCAACUGAAAUUCAAGGAUCUUUAGCUCCGUCUGUUUUGCCCAGUUCUUCCAAAAGAUUGAAMGCUUUGUUUCCUCUCCCUGUAAAUAUAAAAACACAUUCGUUAUGUCCYAGCCCUAAACCUUUGUCUCCACCCUCUCUUUACGGGUCCUCUUCGACCGUAUGUAGUAUAAAUGAGCCUUGUACACCAACGUUAUUUAGAGGAAAUUCAGCCAAGUCAGGAGUCAAAUCCCCUCUGCCAACCAGACUGACUCUCUUGACUGCUAUUUUGAGAUCAGGCUCCUCUCAGCGGAGACCACUUUCUCCGGCUUCUUGUCCYACAUUUUCCCCUAGCUCCCUUAGUUCCUCAACACUCACAAUAGAUCAAAAGUUCAAAACGACUCCCCCGACCCCCAAGAAAUCUGUUUCAAGCCCUCCAAUAAGGCCAGAUUCUCCCAGCAAAGAGGAUUAUUGGGUUUCAGGAUGGGCUCAGCAUCUGCCUUUACCUUACAAGGCUCAUCCCACCCCUCGAGCGAGGUCCCUUUCUCCCAAAAAGCACCUUCAAGGUCGAACACUUUCUCCAGAAUCCCGAAAUUCUUUGUCAUCCCCUGUCUCCUCCCAUAGAAGACCAGUUGCCUUUCCAGAUUUGCAGUCUACAUUGCCACCUCCUUGUGCCCCAUCUCCCUCUUCCUUAGCRUCCCCCAGCUCCCCUUCUCCAGAGGGGCUGGGGUAUGCUGCCUCCAGGUCCCGAGCACCUCAAAAGUCUCAGCGAGUACACACCUACUCCCCCAUYUUCACUUGCCGGUCAUAUCCUUUGCUUUCUUCUACCAAUCAUAGAGGUGCAUUGUCCCCCACCCUAGAAAAACACUCGUCUCCUUCCCCAAGUCUUUUGCACUCAGCUUUUAGAUCUAAAUUGGAUUCAUCCCAAACAUCUGUUCAGGAGAUGAGUGCCUCCUCUCCUACCCCUUCCAGUGUCUCAAAGCAGUGGUCUCUCCCACGGCCUCACUCCACCCCACUGGUUCCACGAACUGGUGACAUUAAUUCCCACCCACUGCAAUUUAAUUCUUCAUUGGUGCAAGCAAAUUACAGGUCUAAUUCCUCCUCUCCAAGACCUGAGCAAUUUGCCACCUCAUCGGUGUUAAAGUGCAGAUCUCCCAUCUCAGACAAGUCACCAGGCACACUGCCAUCAAGACCCAGAGAGCUGACUUCACCACAGUCUUUUUCCCUGCCUCCUGRCCAUGAAAACAUCAAACCCAAGCAGUACAAGAUCAAGACAAGCUACAAGGCAUUUGCAGCAAUCCCUACAAACACAUUGCUUAUGGAACAGAAGGCAUUAGAAGAGCCAGCCAAGCCUCCUAGCGUGACUGAAGGCACUGCUUUGGACACUCAUUCAGAGAUGUGCUCYCCUGCCCAACUCAGACAACAAACAGAAGAGCUGUGUGCUGUCAUUGACCAAGUCCUGCAGGACCCACUGACUAUGCGCCGAUGUGAGUCUUCUCCAAGUUUUCUGCAGAUGAGCACGGAGACAGAUAUUGGCAAGACGUCAACAACACUUCAGAGAGCAGCWGGGCGUGAAACCAGAUAUGCCAACCUUUACAAAUCGGUGCCUAUUGUUGCUGAGAGUCAGCUGACAAAACCCGGUGUCAUUCGUCCUGUGCUGGUGAAAGGAAAGAGUGCACAGCAAAAAGAGGAGCCCUAUCAACCUAAUCCUUUUAAAAAGUACCUUGAAGAAAUCAGUGAUCAAAACACUGAGCAGCCCAGUCAUCCCAUGGUGCCUAUUCCAGAAAAUGAGACACUCAUCUCUAAGGAGGUUUCCAAUGAAAGAGGUUCUGUUUAGACAUGAUGCCCCAAAUCAGGAUCAAGAGCUAAAACUGUGUUUUGAAGCCUGUUUAUCAAGAGCUAAAACUGUGUUUUGAAGCCUGUUUCUAUAUUGAGAAAGAAUCUACAGCACCAAGCUUAUCUAAAGCACCAUUAAAAAAAAAAAAAUGCUUCCUGUAUGCUACUAGCAAGGCAGUAAUAACAAUCAAAUAUUCUUUCAAGAUGUACUAGCAUAAUUAACCCCAGAGAUACACAUGAAUACAUGAAUAUGCCAUUUCUUGAAGUGCUUGCUGGUUUAAGAGAUGCCCAAUAAA
Molecule: messenger RNA, 3100 nt
Organism: Malurus melanocephalus (red-backed fairy wren)
Lineage: Eukaryota; Metazoa; Chordata; Aves; Passeriformes; Maluridae
Gene: MLIP
Product: muscular LMNA interacting protein
Exons: 14
Coding region: 1-2805 (934 amino acids)
Biological process (GO): negative regulation of transcription by RNA polymerase II
Cellular component (GO): PML body; sarcolemma; nuclear envelope
Molecular function (GO): transcription corepressor activity; lamin binding
Source: RefSeq, a predicted model, not a curated record